GUGAAGAAAUAUUUUGGAUUUUUGUCAUUUCCAGGCAAAUAAUAUUAUGCAAAAAUCGGGCAUGUAAAAUGGACAGCGAAUAAGAUGAGUAAGGCGGUGUGGCAGGUGUGUGCGUGCGUGUGUGCCAACGCAACCUCUCCCCCUCCCACUCGCACUCGUUCCACUAAUUGCUUCCACUACGGCAAGCGGAAAACACAAAGCCGGCGCUUUAUCACGCUUAUCAGCAAACAACGUAAGCGCAACCUACAUAUAGCCACACUUUACUCCCGACUUCCCGGCGAUGGCGUAAUUGUUUUGAUAAUGCAAACAAUGAGCGCUCGUCCAUUUUUAGCCGGGCGACAUUGAAGAGAAAUUAAAAGUAAAUAAUAGUGGAAGGUCGCGCCGAGUAUCGGCGUUUAAUAAUUAAUUUGUUGGCCAAUUUUGGCAAAUCGAGCUUGGCCGCGGCACUGCAUGUUUUAUGCUUUUGCCAUAAAUGGCCGGGUUUUCCUUUUGGUUUUUCAAACUGCUCAGUUGCCUUUUUCGGAGCACUGAGCUAAAUUAAAAAACAAAAAAAACUGCAAAAUGAAAAACACUAAUACCAUUUAGCGGUCUUAUCGGACGCUCUCCUUCUCCCGCCCGCACAGCAGCAGGCGAUAGAGAGAGACAGAGGGGGAGAGCAACAGGUGGCCGGUACGGUGGCGAGUACCGUUAGAUAUUCCAGCAAUUGCGUAACUAAUUAAACAAUUGCCUGCAAUUAAGUAAACAUACUUGCACAAAUUCAUGGAAUACUUUUGAAAACAGAAAGGGAAAAUCAAAGAUUGAAUGCUUUGUUGAAAUAUUUUCAGUUAUUCCAUUUCUUGGGACUCACGCACUAUUAAAAACGCUCAAGCUACAUUAAUAAGCAAAUCGAUUCUGUCUAGUGAAAGGUGAGAGAAAUAAGUGGUUGGAACGAAGUGGGUCAAGAUAUACCGCAGCUUAAUCUUUACCUAGGGCGAAUAGAAAACACGAGGGCCGAAUAGAGACCCUGGGGCCAGCUAAGGGUUAAGGCACAACAAGAAAAUCGCGAAAAUACCAAGACGAAGACGACGACGUAAUCGCUUUGCAAUUUCAAUGCGAAAAAAGACAGCGACAAAUUGGAGCAAUUGCUGAACCUAACCAAACUUUGGAGUCCCCUUUCGCAGAGCAACAACAACAAGGUGGCUUCUUCGCUUAAUUUGGAGAACAUAUAGAUUAGUAAGGAAUGUGCAACCAACUCCCAGUCUCUUGAC
Molecule: messenger RNA, 1247 nt
Organism: Drosophila teissieri
Lineage: Eukaryota; Metazoa; Arthropoda; Insecta; Diptera; Drosophilidae
Exons: 2
Coding region: 85-345 (86 amino acids)
Source: RefSeq, a predicted model, not a curated record